UCAUACUCUUCAUUUGAUCGGAUGGUCGUGUCUCGUGGUCCUAAUUUUUUUUCACUCACUCGGAUUUGCACUCCGAAUUGGUCCACUAUCUCGGAAUCAAACCCCAUCAAAACCCCCCAGAUUUCGGUAUAUAUAUACCGUUGCUGAUCUUUAUCUUUUUUUUUUUGAUUUGAUUGCUCUUUUGGGUAUUUGAUCUUUUGAUCUUUUGAUAUUAUUAUUAUUCUCAUAUUUAUUUCCAUUUCAAUAUGGUGACUACUAUGACCAAAGAGAGACAGGAGACUAUUAGUCGAUUUAAUAAACAGUUAUGGCAAGCUGGAGUGGCCGGAUGUUUAGAAGGUACAUUAAUUGGUUUAUUAUCUGGAUGGUAUAUAAGUUAUAAAUAUAAUCAUGGACAUAAUACAAAAUUCUUUAGAACUCCUCAUAAAUUUUGGUAUCUUGUUAGUUGGAAUAUAGUGGGAAUUAUAUUUUCAACUGAUAUAGCUAAAAUGAGAAUCAGUAAACAAAUUGCUAUUGAGGAUGAGAUUAGAAGGAAUCUUAUUGAACAAGAGCUCUACAGUACUAAUCGAAAGAAUAAUUAAACUAGUGCAUUAAUAAGAGAAUCUACUUUAUAUAAGAAUAGAA
Molecule: messenger RNA, 621 nt
Organism: Scheffersomyces amazonensis
Lineage: Eukaryota; Fungi; Ascomycota; Pichiomycetes; Serinales; Debaryomycetaceae
Exons: 1
Coding region: 246-578 (110 amino acids)
Source: RefSeq, a predicted model, not a curated record